Molecule: messenger RNA, 1780 nt
Organism: Colossoma macropomum (tambaqui)
Lineage: Eukaryota; Metazoa; Chordata; Actinopteri; Characiformes; Serrasalmidae
Product: core histone macro-H2A.1
Exons: 9
Coding region: 198-1301 (367 amino acids)
Biological process (GO): nucleosome assembly
Cellular component (GO): nucleosome
Molecular function (GO): DNA binding; structural constituent of chromatin; protein heterodimerization activity
Source: RefSeq, a predicted model, not a curated record
CCUUUAAGCCUGGGCCCGUUUGUGCUCCGCUCUCUGUUUCCCCACGAAACACAUUCAGCGGUGGGGAUUGUGGGAACAGAAGGCACGGCGGGUCUGUUUCUCCUCCAGCAGAACCGAGCCGGACCGACCCGAACACUGACCCGAGCAAGAGCCGAACUCUGACCCAGCUGAGCUGACCUCACACUGGCUGUAGCAGAAUGUCUAGCCGAGGAGGAAAGAAGAAGACCACGAAGACGUCCAGGUCCACUAAAGCUGGGGUGAUCUUCCCCGUGGGCCGAAUGCUGCGCUACAUUAAGAGAGGCCUCCCCAAAUACAGGAUCGGCGUGGGCGCUCCAGUUUACAUGGCUGCGGUUCUGGAGUAUCUGACCGCUGAAAUUCUGGAGUUGGCGGGAAACGCAGCGCGGGACAAUAAGAAAGGCCGUGUUACUCCCAGACACAUCCUGCUGGCUGUGGCCAACGACGAGGAGCUCAAUCAGCUGCUGAAGGGCGUGACCAUCGCAGCAGGUGGAGUUUUACCCAACAUCCACCCCGAGCUGCUGGCGAAGAAGAGAGGGUCAAAGGGCAAACUGGAGGCGGUCAUCACCCCCCCACCAGCCAAGAAAACAAAAACCGGAAAAAAAUCAGGAACAGCCAAGAAACUGGGCACCAAAAAGUCUUCAAGAGCGAAGAAGGGUGAUGGGAGUAAAUCUGCGAGUGCUGACAGCACCACCGACACUCCGGCUGACGGAUUCACCGUUCUUUCCACAAAGAGCCUCUUCCUGGGACAGAAGCUCAAUCUUAUUCACAGCGAGAUCAGUAACUUGGCUGGCUUUGACGUGGAAGGGGUAAUCAAUCCGACCAAUGCUGACAUUGACCUUAAAGAUGAUCUAGGCAGUGCACUGGAGAAGAAGGGAGGGAAGGAGUUUGGUGAAGCGGUGUUGGAGCUACGCAAGAAGAACGGCCCUCUAGAGGUGGCUGGAGCGGUCCUGACCUCAGGCUACGGGCUCCCGGCUAAGUUUGUGAUCCAUUGUAACAGUCCCGGGUGGGGAUCCGACAAGUGCGAAGAGCUUCUGGAUAAAACGGUGAAGAACUGCUUGGCUCUGGCUGACGAGAAAAAACUCAAAUCCGUCGCCUUCCCCUCCAUCGGCAGCGGCAGGAACGGUUUCCCGAAGCAGACGGCCGCCCAGCUCAUCCUGAAGGCCAUCUCCAGCUACUUUGUGUCUACCAUGUCAUCCUCAAUCAAAACAGUCUACUUCGUUCUGUUUGACAGCGAGAGCAUAGGGAUCUACGUGCAGGAAAUGGCGAAACUUGACGCUAACUGAAUUUAUACCCCCUGAAUUUUUAUGCUCGUUUCAGAUUUUCUGAGAAUUAAAAAGAAAAAGAAAAGAUUUAUUUGGUAAAAUUUUAUGGAGAGGCACUCAAUUUGAGAAUAUUUCUGUUAGAUAUGCUCUUUGUGUACUUGUCUUAUUGGUGUUGCCAUGCUUACGGUGGAGGUGAUGCUGUCUUGUGGGCACUUUGUCAUGAUACUGGUCUCUCUUGCGGUAUUUAUAAUGUUUAUAAUGAAGGAUUAAUGUUUAACGAUGGAUUGUGGCAUUCCAGGUGGUGGCAGUGCUGUGAUUAUGUUGUAAAUGGAAAGUGGUUGGUGCACUUUUGUUUUGUGUUUGUGCUGUGCCUAUUUGUUGUUUCCAUCCUUUUGUCUCUUUUUGUUGUGUUUAUUUUUUUUGUCUAUGAUGUGCAUUACUUACAGAUUAUAUAGAUUACGUGUAAGAACAAUGUUUUAGUAAAAUAUUGGGCUGAGAAA